Molecule: messenger RNA, 972 nt
Organism: Knipowitschia caucasica
Lineage: Eukaryota; Metazoa; Chordata; Actinopteri; Gobiiformes; Gobiidae
Source: the annotation of a GenBank genome assembly
AUGGAGAGGGUCCACGAGGCCAUACUUAUCAGCUCUGUGUUCCAGGAACUUGAGUCUGGCAAAAAUAGGACUUCUAUAAAGUUCUUGGCCAUAGGUGAUUGGGGAGGACUGCCCUAUCCUCCAUACAUCACUGCUGUGCAGAAGGCUUCAGCUCAGGAGAUGAGUAAAGUAGCAGAGCAGGUGGGUGCAGACUUUGUUCUGGCCCUCGGAGACAACUUCUACUACAAAGGUGUGGACAGUGUGGACUCGCCUCGAUUCAAAAGCACCUUUGAGUCUGUCUAUACGGCCAAGUCUCUGAGGAUUCCCUGGUACGUCCUGGCCGGAAACCACGACCAUAUUGGAAAUGUAAAGGCACAGAUCGAGUACAGCCAGCGCUCCAACAGAUGGAAAUUUCCAGCGUAUUAUUAUGAACUGAACUUCCACAUUCCCAACACUCACAAGACGCUGACCAUCAUCAUGCUGGACACUGUGAUGUUAUGUGGAAACUCCAACGACAACUCAAACAAACAGCCCAAAGGACCUCUGCGGAGGACAGAGGCAAACCGUCAGCUGGUGUGGCUGCAGGAGCGGAUCGCCCGCUCUCAGGCAGACUUCCUUCUGGUGGCCGGACAUUACCCUGUGUGGUCAGUGUCUGAACAUGGGCCCACCAAGUGUCUGGUGCAGCAGGUGCAGCCUCUGCUUGUCAAGCACAAGGCGACAGCUUACCUCUGCGGCCAUGACCACAACCUGCAGUACAUAGAGGAGUCCGGUGUGGGAUAUGUGGUGAGUGGAGCAGGAAACUUCCUGGACCCAGAUGUCCGUCACUGGAACCAUGUGCCUAAAGGCUCGAUAAAGUUCUUUACAGGACAGGCCUCAACAAUGGGAGGGUUUGUUCAUGUAGAGGUGGCACAGGACAAAAUGAUCGUUACCUUCUAUCAGGCUAAAGGCACAUCUCUUUAUCGUACUAUUCUCCCUCAGAGGAAACUGGACUAA